Molecule: messenger RNA, 4029 nt
Organism: Monosiga brevicollis MX1
Lineage: Eukaryota; Choanoflagellata; Craspedida; Salpingoecidae
Exons: 16
Coding region: 1-3303 (1100 amino acids)
Molecular function (GO): protein binding
Source: RefSeq, a predicted model, not a curated record
AUGCCCAAGAAGCCUAGCCAGGCCGUUGCACCUGCGGAAGGGCUCGAACCCGUUGGCUUGAGCAUCAGCGAUCCCAACACCCUUGUGCUGGCCCUGGCCUCUCCAGACCAGGCCGUCGUGAGCACCUCCUGUGAUGCCUUGGAGAAAUUUGCCUCAAAGUCCGACGGUAACCGCGAGCUUGUGUUGCAAGCGGGGGCGGUGCCCAAGAUUCUCAAGCUACUGCAUCAUGAGAGCGAUGAGAUCAAGCAGCAGGCUGCCAUGGUCCUCGACACCCUCCUGGAGCUCUACAAGACGCGUCUCGUUGCCCGGAAAGAGCAUCUCACCCCUCUCAUCGAGGGCCUCAAGCUAUGCCUCGAGCCAACUGCCACUGUGGUGAUGCAGGAAAAUGCCUUCGGCUGCUGUGCAUCGCUGACGCUCGAGUACACGCUUCGAAGAUGCCUGUACCGUGAGCAACUACUGAGCACGGCCGUCAAUGCGCUCGGCACGACCGAGCCCGUGCUGUUACGUAAUGCACUGCGCUGUUGCGCCCACCUCUUGGCCGAUCACGACGCGCGCCAAGACUUUCACACUACGGGCGGUAUCCCGCGCCUCACCGGCCUGCUGGAGAGCGACUACAGCGAGGUCCAGCGCCUCGUCCUGCGCAUCAUCGGUCAAGCUUGCCUGGCCACGGAUUCUCGCAAUGCCUUCUACGAGGCGGAUACCCUAGAAACCAUCAUUCAAUUCGUCUCGAAAGAAGAGCACAAGGCCGCACAUGUGGAGGCGCUAUCUGCUCUCACGUCCAUGUUGUUCGAGCAAGAGGGUUUGGACCGCGUGUGCCGCCAUGGUCCUGAGGGCCAAGCUCCUCCAAUUUGUACAAUGAUUCACUACUUGCAGAGCGACGUAUCCGAGGUGGUUGCGGGUACCCUUCGCUGCUUUGCGCGAGCAGGGGCCUCUCCGGAAGUGCGACGCGUCCUGUUUGAUGCCAAGGUGGAGGCGGAAAUUGUGGUCCUCAUUCUUCCCGUGGACCCAAAGCAGCCCAUCAAUCCAGCCAUCAGCACACCCGCCUGCGAUGCUCUGGCGUCACUGGCCCGGGGCAAAUCCAACGCCGAAGCCAUCAUUCUGCAUCAUGGCGUUGUCCGGCUGACAAAAUUGUUUGCGAGCACAGAUCCUGCCUUGCUGGAAGCUGCUGGUCGCGCCGUGGCGGCUCUAUGCCACGAUAGUGAAGGCGCGCGCAAGCAAAUUGCUGAAGCCCAUUGCCUCGGGCGAUGGCUAGAAAUUCUGAACACCUUGGCGUGUCGUGGAGCUCACGCCGGCAUUUGUGCCGCGAUCGCAGCGGCCGUCCAGGACGCGUCCAUCACACACGAUGACCUCAUGUCCACGCUCGUGCAACAGCUCAAUGCUGACUAUGAGGGUGCCGAGGCGGCCCAACUGCACGCGCUCAACGCUCUGAGCGUGCUUCUCACGUCAAUGACGCGACGCCGUGAGCUACUUGCUCUGAACGCUGAGCCUGCUCUCUGCCGCUUGGCAGCGACGACGAACGGCGACCUGCGUGUGGCGGCUUGCCAACUCAUUACCAUGGCCGCACCAUUACCUCCGCUAGCCAUGAGCAUGUUUCAGGCCGGUCUGCUGCGUGUGUUGACGCGUGUCAAUGCUUCGCUGCCCUUUCCUUCGCUGGCAGCCACUCGAGCGCACGCGGCCAUCUUACAGUAUAGCCCGACCGCCAAGUACGCCCUCACGGGCCGCUUGGACAUGCGCGACCGCCUAGAUGGCAUUUUCUUCGAUGCGGGUCAAAAGAAAGAUGCCACGCUUCUGUUAUCACUUGAGCAAUAUCAACAACACGACAUUAAUGCCCGACGGCCGAUCAUCGUGAUCAACGCAGUGCGUACCAAGCAAAAGGGAGAUGUCCGUCCUGUAGAUACCGACUUGAUUCGGUUCGUCGAAGCCUUUGAGCAGUCCAUGGCGCUGGUGGAGGACCUGACUCUUGCGCACAUUUCGCGACAGCUGGCUCAAAGCAUCGCCUCUCGAAUGGGUGGACCAGUCGCGAUUCACGAUCUGGCAAAAUUUUCCAACCAUCUACACGUGGCCGAGCUGAAGGAGGCCGUGGGCAGCAACGUGGUGUCCAUUGGCAAGUUUGGCAAGGGCAGCUACGCUGAGCGCUGCCUCAUGUUUAAGGCAGUCAUGGAUAUGAUGGGUCACCCAUCUGCCUUGGUUCGCGGGGCAUUUCAGGAUGCCUACAACGUCGUGUCUAUUGACGACGGGCUGUACGUCGUGGAUGUCAUGCACUCCCCAGGCCAAUUUGUAGCUCUAUCCAACCUUGAGCAGCUCAAAACCUGGCGUCCCUUUGCCCAAACACCAAUCUACGCCACGGAUCAGCAAGAGCAUGGGAUGAAUGCGCCAUUCUCAAGCAAUUCAACUGCCGAGCUUGUUGCUACUCCUGUAAACAACAACAACGACAACAACAACAACAACAACAACAACAACAACAACAACAACAACAACAACAACAACAACAACAACAACAACAACAACAACAACAACAACAACAACAACAAACCAAAAAUAAAACUGCUUGACACUUUUGAAAAGUCAAGGCAAGGAAGGACACGACCAUGGCAGCAGGAAGCCCGACAUACACACUUAUCACGGGUGCAAACCGCGGUAUUGGGCGGCAAGUGGCUGUGGAUUUGCUACAAAUGGGACGUGCUAUUGUGGUAUCAGCGCGCUCACAGCAUCCGAACGGCCGCAACCGAGCUGCGGGCACAGCAGGUCCAGCUGGACACCAUCCUGAACAACGCGGGCAUAUUCGAGGAGGGCUGGACGGCCUCUGCUUUUGAGCGACACAAAACCACCAACUUUCUGGGUCCUGCGCAUGUCGUACAGCACAUGGUUCCGUUGUGCACGCCUGGGUCACAUGUGCUCAACGUUGUCAGUGGCUACGGACAGUUGACAUGCAACUUUGAACCCUACGUCUCGCGACUACGACGGGCGGCCAGCAUCGAUGAACUCGCUAGCUUGGAAUUCGAGCCCAAUGAGGAGUAUCAAAAGGUCAACGUGCCCGCCUAUCGUCUGACCAAGGCCAUGUUAAUCCGCGCUACACAGCUCUGGGCUAUGGACUCUGCCAUGCAAAAGCAGCGUAUUUGCUUUAGUUGCGUCUGCCCUGGCUGGGUACAGACGGAUAUGGGCGGCCCGCAGGCGCAUCGCACGGUUGAGCAAGGUGCAGGCUCGCUUAUGUGGCAGUUGCGACGGAUGCAACAGGCGCCGGAACAGGCCUACGAGGAGCUCAACGGUGCAUUCUUUCGCGAUGAUCGCCGUCUCGAGCCCUGAGCUGUUGAGGCCGGCUUUCGAUUGAAUGACCGCACUGUGGGUCAAGCAAGGCUCAUAUAGUCCAGAAAACCCAUGUCAGAGUUUAUCAGCAAUCGAGAAGAAAAAAAACACACACGUCACACGUUGGUCGGAGCAAAGAUGGGGCGCGUAGCGCCUGCCUGUGGAGGCAAAAACACAAGAGGUCAAGAAGGUCGGGUGAGGGAGAUUUUUUUUUUUUAAACAACCAGCAAGACAAAGUCCCGCCCGUCCCCAACCACAGCCUGGGGGCAAAAGGGGGGAAGGGAAAGCGCAGCCAGGAUUUAAUCUCGCUUGGCUUGUCGCGCUUUGAUUAGCUGCUCUUCCUCGGCCGUCGGUGUCAAGAACUUGUCACGCUGCUCUCGAUAGAUUUGGCGCAGCGGUUGGAAGCAAUGAUCCUCGUAGCCGUAAUCGUGGAAGAGGGCAAAGUACACGAUGGACCCGACGAGCAAGACGGGCUGAGCACGGCGCGAGCGUCGGAUCCAAGACUCUGACAGAAUUGGGGUGUGAAGUUCAGGCGCCACGGCCUUGCUCUUGGCGUCCAUGAUUGGGCAGUGCUUCAGCUGAUGGAGGAACGGCCUCGAGCUUUUUUUUUUUUUCUUCUGCCAAAUCGUACCACACCAAACCCUCAAAGCCCGCCCUUGAGCAGCUGCAGGAAGUAAGCCGCUGCAAGCGCACCGAAGCACCGAGACACCGCACGACCACUUGAGC